AUGCUGGAGCACUGGGUCGUUGUCCAUGUGGACCUCGUCGACAUGGAGGCGGCUUAUCUGGACCCCAAGAGCUCCGACACAUCCAGUCAUCCCAUCCGUAUCAGACACCUUUUGGUGCGCUGGCUGGAAGCGCAUCUCGACCAUGGUAAUAUUGACGAAAAGCUCAAUUUGUUUGAAAAGGAAUGCCAACAGCACGAUGAUACCGGCAUUAUCGCCAUUUCCAAUAUCACCGCGCUUGUCAGAGGCUACUCUUGUUGCGCGGGCAUUGAUCCCGCCCAACGUCGCGUCGAGUUCAUUCAGAAAAUGAAAACCUUCACGCGCUCGAAGCGGCCAAAUAAUCGACUCGGCCAAUGGACCAGCCCCAGCGGUUUGCGAAAUGCUAAAUCAUUGUUCAAGAGUCCACCACCAAUGCCUCAGAAUGCUGAUGCUGCAUCUUUGGCUAACACGCACAAACCUAGCCAGCCCAGGCAUCCCUUGGCUUCGUACAUGUUACCUCCUGCUACCGCUAUUUCCUCCGCUACUACCUCGAACAAGCGCAAGCUCGAGGCCUCUGGGGCCAUUCCCGAUGUCCCAGCUAAGCGGAGGCAAGUUACAGACUCAACUGAGGAGCAGAGUUCUUCUUGGCUGUUCUCCACGUGGUGGGGAAAGAAGGCGGAUGCUUGGGCCGUGCAAAAGUCGACGGAACAGCUCCGCAAGGAACUAGAAAAGGCUGAGGCCGACAUUCAGGCUAUCAAGUCCAAGAUGGACAAGAUCGAACAGAGAAGCGAGCGCCUGUGA
Molecule: messenger RNA, 777 nt
Organism: Fusarium keratoplasticum
Lineage: Eukaryota; Fungi; Ascomycota; Sordariomycetes; Hypocreales; Nectriaceae
Exons: 2
Coding region: 1-777 (258 amino acids)
Source: RefSeq, a predicted model, not a curated record